Arabidopsis lyrata subsp. lyrata is the source of this 1312-nucleotide messenger RNA. RefSeq lists its product as uncharacterized. Lineage: Eukaryota; Viridiplantae; Streptophyta; Magnoliopsida; Brassicales; Brassicaceae. The transcript has a single exon. The record is from RefSeq and is a predicted model, not a curated record.
AAAAAAAACCCAACUCUAUGUAUGUUCCUAAAUCACCUUAACACAUGUACAAGGGAACCAACAUGAAAACAUCAAUGAAGUGAGAACACAAUAGUUUUCACUUUCUCUGUCACCAUAUUAAGUUGAAAUCAGGAUUAUGGCUCUUCGCUCGACUUAAUAACACAACCAUCUUAUGAUACAAAUUUAGAGAAAAUAUGAGUCGUGCAAUGUAUAGAUUUUUUUCUUUACCGUGUAAAAAGGAUUUUUCAUAAGGGAUACAAAUGGACAAAACGUGACCUCCAAAUGUGAAUCUAAGCGAGACGUGAGAGGAAGAGAUAGUGUUAUCUCCAAAAGAACGCCCAAACUAGUUUAGCUUGAGGCGAUGUGAGUGAUGAUAAUGUUCCUAUUGAUGACAUGUGAUCAUUAUAAGAAGAGAAAUAGAGAGAAAACUAAAGGUACCCCUUCAAUUGAGACAUGCUCCUUUUAUUGACUUAUGCCCAGAUUCAAAGGUCCUAUCUCUAGUUUAGUCUCGUCGAUGUUACCAUUUCUACAUAUGCAACACAUUUUGACAACAACUAUGUCGAAAGUGAGGAGAGGACGCAGUAGUUAAGCAUGAAAAUAAUGCAAAUGAGACCAAAUUAAGAGGCAGAACAAAAUAUAAUAGAUGUGUGAUGCAUCGAGGUGUUAGACAUAGAGAUCCUAGCCAUGACGACAACUUUAUCGAUGAACUCAUCUCGUCUAAACAUUGGCGGACUCUGACAAAUUAGGAGGGCCUAGGAAGAUCAUAUAUUCCAUCAACAAGGCAAAGCCCAUCUGUCCUCUCAACGAAUCAAUUAGAUCGACUCUAACUUUUACCUGUUGAUACAUGCAUCCUCUGCACAACAAGAAACCACAGGGGAAGAAGCUACAACAUCUAAUUGCUUUGAGUGCACCAAUCACCUCUAGGAUACAAUGGCAAUCCUAGAAGAAAUCAUUUACAGCCCAAACCACAAUAACCUCAACAUAGCUUUGACUUUGCACCAGAAUAAUGUCACAGGGAAAUUCCAGAAGCUGGAUAGACAAUGAGCACCAAUAAUUUUUCCCAGGACAAAGUGCCUAGAGGGAUUCGAAUGCAGCUGCUCCUAGUUUCAUCUGGAAUGAUACAUCUAUCCACAAACCAAUACUUAGACAACAAAGAAACCUAUCAGACUAGUCCAAUUGCAGCACUAAAGAUUCCUUAUUGCAACAUCACUCACAAUCACAAAGAAUCUAUCACCACAAUUCGCUGUCUCAAAUCUUAUUGAUCAUCAUCAGGUCAUAACAGACAAACAGAGGCACAUAUUAUCCUCAAACA